GCGGAAGAUAGACAAGCUGGUGAUUGGUCUGGGUCAGAUCGUCCACUUCGUCUUGGAAACGGGUCGUGGUGCAACAUCAACGAUUCGGAACACCAGCCAGAAUGCGGCGAUCGAGUACCGCAUCAAGAGACGCAGUCCAACUCCAAGAGCGACGAUUUGGCACACGAGAAAAUCGCGAC
Messenger RNA from Amoebophrya sp. A25, 179 nucleotides. The record is from the annotation of a GenBank genome assembly. Lineage: Eukaryota; Dinophyceae; Syndiniales; Amoebophryaceae.